Messenger RNA from Rhododendron vialii, 1254 nucleotides. RefSeq names its product transcription factor MYB62-like. Bases 106 to 1038 code for a protein of 310 amino acids. The record is from RefSeq and is a predicted model, not a curated record. Gene Ontology annotation, molecular function: DNA-binding transcription factor activity; sequence-specific DNA binding. The transcript is spliced from 3 exons. Lineage: Eukaryota; Viridiplantae; Streptophyta; Magnoliopsida; Ericales; Ericaceae. Gene Ontology annotation, biological process: regulation of DNA-templated transcription. Gene Ontology annotation, cellular component: nucleus.
UCUGUUGCUUCCCCUGCUUUAGCUUCAACUCUAGCUCUAAGCCCCUAAAGCCCCCUUGUACACCUAGCUUUAUUGAUCUAGUCCUAUUUGUGACAAAAAAGAGCCAUGUCUAGUUCGAGCAAGAAGAGUCCAAGAAGUUCCAGUGAUGAAGAUAAUUCUCAUGAGAUCAGAAGGGGGCCAUGGACUCUUGAAGAAGACACUAUUCUCACCAAAUAUAUUUCUUGUCACGGUGAGAGACACUGGAAUUUGCUAGCGAAAUGUUCAGGUCUAAGAAGAACUGGCAAGAGUUGUAGAUUGAGAUGGCUGAAUUAUCUUAAACCGGAUGUUAAGCGCGGAAAUCUUACCCCACAGGAACAGCUCUUGAUUCUCGAACUCCAUUCCAAGUGGGGCAACAGGUGGUCAAAGAUUGCACAGCAUUUACCGGGCAGGACAGACAAUGAAAUCAAGAACUAUUGGAGAACUCGGGUGCAAAAACAGGCCCGACAUCUGAAGAUGGAUUCAAAUAGUGCUGCGUUUCAAGAAAUGAUUCGGUGCAUUUGGAUGCCGCGGCUGCUCCAAAAGAUGCAACUGUCGUCCCCUUCUUCAUCCAUUUUAUCUCAAAACUCGGCCAUCAAUCCCCCUCCGAUCAUCACACAAUUACCAUCAUCUCUGCCAGAAGUUUCCCUGAAUGGGCAUGUUCUUAGAUGUAGUGAUACAAGCUCAGAACAAUCCACUAGCCCAAGUAUUACCUCUUCAGGAUCCAUGAAUUUCCCACAUAACCCUCAAAUGUUUUCAGAAUACCCCAGUAAUCCAUUCUUAGAUAUGGGUAACAACGACCUCGACGCAUUUCUGAAGGGUUGUUACAAUGUGGAUAAUUGUUUGAGCAAUGACACGGGAAAUUUCAUGGCAUCUAUGGAACCACCAGAGGAGUUUGAAGAGCCAAUUCGAGGUUGCCAAGUGGAUGAAAACAAUUGGACUAAUGGGAUUAACUUGGCAGAUAGCUUGUGGAACAUGGAUGAAUCAUGGAAGUUUAGGCAGCUACAAGAGAGGGACGCCUAGGGUUAUUCUCGUUCAUAGGAUAACCCGCAUAGGGUAGAGCGUUUUUAUUUUUUUAACCAUUAAUCUUCUUGAAAAUACUUGGGAAAGAACAAAAGCAAUCGUUGAUUUUUGUGUUGGCAUACAAUACUUGCACCUACUGGGAGAUGAUAUCAGUGAAUUUGAGUUUCUUUUUCAUUUCAACUGUGAAGAAUUGCAUUCUCGCAAAAAAUAUACUGA